UGGUGUAGGCCAAGUGAUCGUGAUCGUAAGUAGGCACAUACCAUCACAUCGGAGUAGUGCCUGCCACCGGUGAGGACGAAGGCGAAGAGAAGGGAGUAUACUGCCAAGUAGCCAUCGCGAGGAGAGAGUAGGGCUCUCGUCGGAAGGACGCUUCGUAGGUGAAGAUCGCAAGUAGAGAGAGAAUAGUGCUUAGCGUAAGAGGGCGAAGUUGACAACAGCGCCGAUGGCUCGAUCAAUGUUUGCCGUCGUGGCCGCCAUGGCGGCGUUGGUUGUCGUUUCGCUUUUGAGUGUUGCUGUCCCUGCAAGCGCGAAGCCGCCGAAGGUGACCAUCGACUCGGUCACCUACUUGGGCUCGGGCUGCAACUGGGAGAAUACCAACUACGUGCUGUCGAACGACUACUCGACCGUCACCUUCAUCUUCGGCGCGAUGGUUGCCACCACGGACGGAGGGCUGGCUAACAGGAGGAAGAACUGCCAGGCGUCGCUCGGGUUGAAGUACCCCAAGGGCUGGAGUCUGUCGCUGGGAAGCGUGACUGGGCGCGGCUACGGCAAGCUCGCUAAGGGCGUGAAGGGCACCUAUCAGACGAGCUACUACUUCUCCGGACAGACGGGGACCGCGUACGCCAAGCGCACUCUCAACGGCAAACUGGAGCUCAACUACGAGUACACCGACGUCUUCGGCCUGCUCGUGUGGAGCCAGUGCAACAGCGUGCCCAACCUGAACAUCAACUCCGAGGUGAGAGUCGACGGCCCGGCGGGUCGCGAAGGCAUCAUGACGCUGGACUCCACGGACAAGAAGUUCAAGCUCAUCUACCGCCUCAACUGGAAGACGUGCUGAUGAUGAGAGGC
Molecule: messenger RNA, 849 nt
Organism: Chara braunii
Lineage: Eukaryota; Viridiplantae; Streptophyta; Charophyceae; Charales; Characeae
Source: the annotation of a GenBank genome assembly